AUGAGCAUAGACGAUAUAGAGUCGAUGGACAGCAAUGUCCAGGAAUAUAAAGACGUUGAAUCUGGAGCUUACAGAGGCGAGGAGCAUCAGAAUGACGGUCAUGAAUUGACGAGUACUAUUUCCAAAAUCAGUGGACUGGUUAAGAAAUUCACUCACGGCGAAACAAAUGACGAGGAAGACGAUCGCCAAAAGCUAGAGAAACUGAUCAGCAAUCAUUCACAGGCCAUCUCGCGUCUUCUCUCAAACUAUGAAGAAGGCUAUGGAGGUUUAGGACCAGUUGAGCAGCCGAUUGACCACGAAAAAACUGUGUCCGAGUUCACACCCGAUCCGGACACAGACUUUCAUGAAAAUGAUCCCUGGAGAUAUCCUAUUUCUGAGGAGACGCAGAUGAGACUUGUUGUGUUCGUGGACGGUGACGAGAAAAAUCCUCAAAACUGGAGCACACGCUAUAAGUGGUUUUUGACUGUGCUUUUGGGAACCGUAUGCUUCGAUGUCGCAUUGGCAUCUGCUAUUGUGACGGGAUAUAUAAAGGGGCCAAUGAAAACUUUUGGUGUCUCCCAGGAAGUUGUUAUUCUCACCGUUACUCUAUUUGUUUUGGGCUUUGGGUUUGGCCCUUUAAUGUUCGCUCCUCUGUCAGAGGAAUUCGGAAGAAACGCGGUUUACUUUUCAACAUUACUGGUUGCAGUGAUUUUCAUCAUUCCAUGUGCUGUGGCCAAGAACAUCGGAACUCUGCUUGUGUGCAGACUAAUCGACGGUCUGGCUUUUUCGGCACCAAUGUGCUUGAUUGGGGGUAGUUUGGCAGAUCUAUGGAGAAUCAAAGAAAGAGGUCUAGCUAUGACUGUCUUUUCUGCUGCUCCUUUCAUUGGUCCCGUCAUUGGUCCCUUGAUCGGUGGGUUUAUUGGUGAUAAUGCAGGUUGGAGAUGGCUCUACUGGGUGUUGCUGAUUUUCAGCGGCGCCAUAUACGUUUUGUUUGUCGUUUUGAUGCCUGAAACUUCGCACAGCACAAUUUUAAAGGCUAGAGCUAAGAAGCUCAGAAAGAUCACAGGUGACGAUAGAUACAGAGCUCUGCCUGAGCUCAAGGUCAGAACUACCAAGCAGGUUGUGGAGGAGACAUUGCUUAGGCCACUGAUCCUUCUGUCGGAACUAAUUGUGUUCCUGAUCACCAUGUACAUGUCUGUCAUUUACGGUCUGCUUUACAUGUUCUUCUUUGCAUUUCCUGUGGUUUACAGUGAAGGUAAGGGAUGGUCCGAUUCCAAGACCGGCCUCAUGUUCAUUCCAAUUGCCGUUGGUGUUUUGGUUGCUACUGCUGCCUCACCUAUAAUCAACAAGAAAUACAAUGAAAGGGCUGAAGCUUACAAAAGGAAAGGCGAGAUUCCUCCUGCUGAGCUCCGACUAAUUCCGAUGAUGAUUGGGUGUUGGUUUGUUCCUGUUGGACUAUUUUCCUUUGCGUGGUCUUCGUAUCCUCGCAUCUCCUGGGCAGGACCUUGUUUCUCGGGAUUCGCGUGCGGACUGGGUUUCAAUCUUCUUUACAAUCCGGCCAACAACUAUAUCGUGGACUCGUAUCAGCACUACGCAGCUUCUGCCCUGGCCGCAAAGACGUUCGUCAGAUCAGUGUGGGGAGCUUGUGUUCCUCUUUUCACCAUUCAAAUGUAUCACAGACUGGGCUAUCAAUGGGCGUCUAGUUUAAUGGCCUUCAUUUCGCUAGCAUGCUGUGCUAUUCCUUUUGCAUUUUACAUCUAUGGCGCCAGAAUCAGAAAAUGGAGCAAAUAUGCUUAUUCACCUACUCCUGAUGCUGCAGCCAACGACACCAACUCGGAGUCCACCGCAAACAAGAACUAG
This is a messenger RNA of Ogataea haglerorum, 1839 nucleotides long. RefSeq lists its product as uncharacterized. The transcript has a single exon. Lineage: Eukaryota; Fungi; Ascomycota; Pichiomycetes; Pichiales; Pichiaceae. Bases 1 to 1839 code for a protein of 612 amino acids. The record is from RefSeq and is a predicted model, not a curated record. Gene Ontology annotation, molecular function: transmembrane transporter activity. Gene Ontology annotation, biological process: transmembrane transport.